Rhinolophus ferrumequinum (greater horseshoe bat) is the source of this 939-nucleotide messenger RNA. RefSeq names its product MAS related GPR family member D (gene MRGPRD). The record is from RefSeq and is a predicted model, not a curated record. Gene Ontology annotation, cellular component: membrane. The transcript has a single exon. Gene Ontology annotation, biological process: G protein-coupled receptor signaling pathway. The coding region runs from base 1 to 939 and encodes 312 amino acids. Lineage: Eukaryota; Metazoa; Chordata; Mammalia; Chiroptera; Rhinolophidae. Gene Ontology annotation, molecular function: G protein-coupled receptor activity.
AUGAACCAGACUCUGAACGGCAGGCAUUUGGGCCCCAGUGAUGGCCCCAGAUGGCCCCGGGGUGGACGCGCUGGACGUGGUCUCCUGGGUCACGCCCUGGUCACGUUCACCUGCGUGUGUGGCAUAGCGGGCAACAGCCUGGUGGUGUGGCUUCUGAGCUGCCGCGUGGAGAGGACGCCCUACAGCAUGUAUGUCCUCCACCUGGCCGUGGCCGCCCUGCUCUUCCUGCUCGGCCUGGUGUCCCUGGUCAGUCUGGAGACCAGCCCGCUGGCCAACAUGCAGCCCCUGGCCCGGGAGCCGCUUCACAGAGUGAAGUACUUCGCCUACACCGCCGGCCUGAGUCUGCUGACAGCCAUCCGGGGGCCGCGCUGCCUGUCCAUCCUCUUCCCCAUCUGGUACAAGAGGCACCGGCGCCGGCGGCUGGCGGCCGGGGUGUGUGCAGGGCUCUGCGCGCUGACCCUCGUCAUGGACACGCGGGGCUCGGUCUUCUGCCGCUGGUCCUGGCGCUCAGACGAGAAGCACUGCUUCACGGAAGACGCCGUCCUCAUCUCCUUCAUCUUGGGCCUCUUCACCCCCGUGAUGGCCGGCCGUGUCCAGCCUGACCCUGUCCGUGAGGGUGAGGAGGUCGCCCUGUGCGGGCGGCAGCGGCCCACGCGGCUGUACGUGGUCAUCCUGGCCUCCGUGCUGGUGCACCUCCCCUGCGCGCUGCCCCUCGGCCUCUGCUGGUGCUUCCUGUCCUGGGACCUGCAGCCCCAGGUGCAGCUCCUGUACGUCUGCCUGGCUCGCCUCUCGUCCUCCGUGAGCAGCAGCGCCAACCCUGUCAUCUACUUCCUGGUGGGCACUCGGAGGGGCCAGGGUCUCCGCAGGGUGCUGUGGGACACGCCGGAGCUGGAGGGGAAGCAGACGCCCUCCUCCUACACCAACGAGGUGGGGGGCUGA